This is a messenger RNA of Motacilla alba alba, 924 nucleotides long. It is a transcript of the gene CHD3, whose product is annotated as chromodomain helicase DNA binding protein 3. NCBI's taxonomy places the organism in Eukaryota, Metazoa, Chordata, Aves, Passeriformes, Motacillidae. The record is from RefSeq and is a predicted model, not a curated record. The transcript is spliced from 5 exons. The annotation marks the transcript as partial.
CAGGUGGCAUCCUUAGCGCGCAGCCACGGCUACGCGCGCUGGACCGACAUCCAGAACGACGGCGCCUUCGGGGUCAUCAACGAACCCUUCAAGGGCGAGGCCUCCAAGGGCAACUUCCUGGAGAUGAAGAACAAGUUCCUGGCGCGCCGCUUCAAGCUGCUGGAGCAGGCGCUGGUGAUCGAGGAGCAGCUGCGCCGCGCCGCCUACCUGAACAUGACGCAGGACCCCAGCCACCCCGCCAUGGCCCUGAACACGCGCUUCGCCGAGGUCGAGUGCCUGGCCGAGAGCCACCAGCACUUGUCCAAGGAGUCGCUGGCGGGCAACAAGCCGGCCAACGCCGUGCUGCACAAGGUGCUGAACCAGCUGGAGGAGCUGCUGAGCGACAUGAAGGCCGACGUGACGCGGCUGCCGGCCACGCUGUCCCGCAUCCCGCCCAUCGCCGCGCGCCUGCAGAUGUCCGAGCGCAGCAUCCUCAGCCGCCUGGCCAGCAAGGGCACCGAGAGCCACCCCCCGCCCAGCUUCCCGCCGGGGCCCUACGCCACCCCCCCGAGCUACGGGGGCACCUUCGGGACCCCCCCGGCCGGAGCCCUCCCCCACCCCGGGGGGGCCAACUACAGCCAGAUGCCCCCGGGCUCCUUCAUCUCCGCCUCGAACGGCCCCGCGGUGCUGGUGAAGCGCGAGGCGGAGGCGCUGGAGCGGAAGGAGCCGCGGGGGGGGGAGGUGAUCUGCAUCGACGACUGAGGGGGGCGGGGCCUCGGGGGGACCCGCCCCCCCGCCCCUCCCCCCGCACCCCCCCUCACCCCCCCCUCCCCCCCCUCCCUUCCCCACCUCCCUCCCCUCCCCCCCCCGGAGCCCGGCGGGGGGAGGGGCAGCGCGCGGGGGCGGGGGAGGGGCUAUAAAUACGGAACUCUAUAAAUAUGGAUU